Messenger RNA from Erigeron canadensis, 1088 nucleotides. RefSeq names its product elongator complex protein 6. The coding region runs from base 94 to 753 and encodes 219 amino acids. Lineage: Eukaryota; Viridiplantae; Streptophyta; Magnoliopsida; Asterales; Asteraceae. The transcript is spliced from 6 exons. Gene Ontology annotation, biological process: tRNA wobble uridine modification. Gene Ontology annotation, cellular component: elongator holoenzyme complex. The record is from RefSeq and is a predicted model, not a curated record.
ACUCAAGUAAUACAAAGUCAACAAGACUCAACGAAUCCCACUCAAACUAAUAUAAACCCUAAAUAAUAAAUAAAUAAAAACUGAUCGGAAAAAAUGGACCGGCCGGCAGGUUUGCUAGAUGAAGCACUUAAUAUGCAACACUCACAAACCGGGCGGCUGUUGUUAGUUUCGGAUUGUGUGGAAACUAGCGGCGCGUUCGUUUUACACCACCUAAUUAAACGGUUUUUAUCACCGUCUUCCGAAAAUAUCGUCAUUUUUCUGGCCUUUGCUCAACCUUUUAAUCAUUAUGACCGUAUUCUCCGAAAAAUGGGAUGCAACUUAGCCGUGCAAAGGGAGAAUAAAAGAUUCAUAUUUUUUGACAUGCUUAUGCUGGAGUGUCCAGAUGGCGGAGUUGAAGGUGGAUUAAUUGCUUUGUUUGGUAAUAUUCAAAAAGCUGUUGAAGUCAAUUCGUUAAAGAAAAACAUUAUAAUUAUGAUUGAUGAUAUUUCUCUUCUGGAGGUGGCUGCUAAUGGUUCUACAAAAGAUGUCCUGGAUUUUAUGCAUUAUUGUCACACAUUAACCACACAGUUUGGUUGUACAAUUGUUACUGUUGUUCAUGAAGAUAUCUAUUCAAGUGGAGAAGGAUUAACCCUUCCUUUACAAAUGGAGUACCUUGCUGACAUCACUAUAAAGACAGAGCCUUUGAUUACUGGUUUGGCUGCAGAUGUCCAUGGGCAGCAUGCAGUUGACAGUAUUGAACAAGGGAACCACUGAUGGAUCAGGAAGCUCAAAGGGCAAGAUACAUAAUUUCCGUUACAGGGUCAAGGAAAAUUGCGUGGAUUAUUUCUAUCCAGGGAGCUGCUCUUGAAAAUAUGUACCAUUCUGGUCAAAUCCUUUUUCACUAGUGUCAUGUAUUUGCAUUCAAGAUAGUAUUUUUUUUAAUUCUAGAAUCUAGAUGAUCUGUAGCUCCAAUGAACUAGGGAUUGCCGACUGUUUAAACCCAUUUUUUGCAUCAGGGAUUCCGUGUACUCUAAGAAAAGAUGCGCAUGACUGGGCCUUCGGGGCAUGUUUCGUCAAGUCGUAGUUUAUAGAAGAUUUUGUUUUGUUCA